AUGGCAUAUUAUAAUUUGUAAUUUUAUUAUCACUAAAAUCCGUCAAAUAAAAACAAACGGUCUUGGAAUCACAAAUUAGGAACUACAUUGUUUGUAACCAAUAUAUUAGUUCAUUUAUUAAAUGGUAGUAAGGACCAAUUAGAAAUUCUUAAUUUGAAUGAACCAGAGUUUAAAUUCUCGAUCUUAUAAGAAUUGAAUAGCAAUAGAAGAGCAUCAGAGUUUGGAUUUGCAGUUUAAGUUCAGAUAGAUCAGAAAUAAAUGUAAUAUUGAAUUAGUAGUAAAUAAAAAUAGAAUAAUUGAAACAUCAAAGGAAUAGGAAAUAGACAAUUGCCCAACCUUAAAACUAGAGUAAACAUCCGAUAUUUUAAAAUAAGAGAUCUACAUCAUUUUUUUAUGUGAACUAAUUUCUUAGAUAGUUUAGUUUCAAGAAGAGUUGAGCAGAAUCAAAUCAAGAGUAAAUGGUGGAGAAUGA
Messenger RNA from Paramecium octaurelia, 472 nucleotides. The record is from the annotation of a GenBank genome assembly. NCBI's taxonomy places the organism in Eukaryota, Ciliophora, Oligohymenophorea, Peniculida, Parameciidae.